This is a messenger RNA of Porites lobata, 2389 nucleotides long. Lineage: Eukaryota; Metazoa; Cnidaria; Anthozoa; Scleractinia; Poritidae. The record is from the annotation of a GenBank genome assembly.
AUGAUUAUCUUGAAGGGAGAGUGCGAUCUUUAUUGCGAUGCCAAUGAAAAUGGCAUACGAUCAGAAUUGGUUAACUUAUUUAAAACAAAACUUCCAUUCAUAACAAAUGGCGAUUUUGACUUUGUCAGACGUGAUAGGAAUAUUAUCUCUAGUCUUGUAGUAAAGAAGGAACAUGUGUGGGAUUUCAAACAUGUAAAACAUCUUUGCGGAACUGGACGCUUGUAUAUCAGACUCAAUGUAUCCAAAGACACACUAGUCGUGGAUGAGGAAGGUAGUAUCACCGAGACACCAGCUCCUGCUCCAAGUACAAGUUUGCCUUCGACCAGUGCUGAGGCUGGACCUAGUGGGUUACAUGCUUUUAGUGGCUUUGGGGAUCUCUCUGCAAUCUCCCAGAACACUACAUCAGAUGCUGGCCUUGGUACUGUUUGUAGUGAUGACGACGAGAAUGAAUUAAGACCUUCAGGGGCAAUCAAUUCACCACUUAUAGAUCAACAGAAAGUGGAUAACCUUGCUUCAAUCUUUCCCAGGAUUCCGAGAGAUGUAAUUGAAAGUGCUGUAAUGACCUGUGGCAGUUUGAACUCUGCUGUAAAUGUUCUUUUACAGUACAAUGCAGUACGCAAUGACCCUGUUGCUAUUAUUGAUGACGACCACACUCCAGAGAUCUCAAGUGGACCAGAAACUCUUCCUCACAUGCUGCAACGUUUAAGGUCAAAGAUGCAACCAAGGGGAACUCGUGAAAAGAUCAAGGUUGAUCAAGAUGAUCUAGUAAUGGAUGUUUAUAGCUUCUACAAAAGUCCUGACUUUGACCCUACAGUUCCUGUUUUUGUGUUACUAAAGGGUCAGCCAGCUAUAGACAGUGGUGGCGUAUUACAGCAGGUAUUUAGUGAUGUUUUUUAUGCCAUGGCAAACAAUGAAGGAAUUAAGAAUGUUUUUAAUGGAGAUAAAAACAGCAAAGUACCUGCAUUCAGCAAUGAACUAGUUGUGAAUGGACUGUUUGAAGUGUUGGGUAAAAUGAUAGCUCACAGCCUCAUCCAGUCAGGUCCAGGAUUCCCAUACCUGUCUCCUACCAUUUACUGGUAUCUGGCAUUUGGUGAUCUACAGAUUGCCAUCCAGAAGGCCACAUGCUCAGAUGUGGAUGACAUUGAACUUGCCGAGUACAUCAAGAGGGUAAGUUUAUUGUUUGUUCUAUACAGUGAAACCUGUAUUAAGUGGACACCUGCAGGACCUUUGCUGGAGUCUGCUUAAUGAAAGGUUGUACAGAAAACAUGUGAAGAAACCUUUGAAAAAAAAAACAAAUAGACAAACCAUUCAUCUGCUUAAUACAGGUUUCACUACGCUUUGGUUCAGUUUUGUUCCUGGUUUAAAUUUUUGGUUCUCUUAAUUUGUGUUGACUGCCACACAUUUACAUACAAUGGCAGUAGACAAUACUAAUAGUAAGGGACAUUUGAAAUUAUCAUUGAUAACCAUAUCCUAUACUUGCAGGUCACAGAAGCACCAGCUGAUGAGCUUAAUGUGAUUGCCUUUGAAUCUGGCUUUAUCAGAUUGUUAUCUGAAGCUGGAGAGAGUAGAAUACUUACAGUAAGUAGAACCCUAAUUUAUUAUGUAGUAACUAGUUAGAUAGGGCACAUUUAGUUAACACUACAUGGUUUAAAUAGAGGCAAAGAAAUUUAUAUUUUGCAGUUUGGAGGUCCGUUAAAUUGUUGGUUAACUGUGAAAAGAAGUAGUUUUGUUAAAACAUAGAAAAAAGCUGAUCAAUUACUGGUAGUCAAGCAGUGUGCCCUGCACCAUGCUUGUCACCAAUAAUUCAAGCAACAGGUUACAAUAAUUUAUUAUUGUAACCUGUUGCUGUAAAUAAUUGACAGUAAUAAAACAAUUAAAUAAUGUAUUCUUGCAGGCUGAUAACAAACUCAAUGUCCUCCAGUCUCUCAUGCUUCACAACAUUCUAGUGAAGAAGAAGGCAAUUCUUGAUCAAUUUAGAAAGGGGCUGUCAAUCCUUGGUUUGUUAGAUGAAAUACAAAGAAAGCCAGAGAUGUUUGAAGAAUGCUUUGUCUACCAAGGCAUAGUAAGUAAUGAUUCUGUGGCCAGAAGCCUUCAUUUCCCAGCCUCUGAGGACAAGAAUGCUCAAAGGGUAUUCCAGUUGCUCCAGACAUUCAUCAAGAAUUGUAAUGCAGAUGGCCUCGAUGAUUGCCUGAGGUUCGUCACUGGUACAAGGUGCUCAGCAAAAACCUUCCUUCCACGACGUAUAACGGUCUCUUGUGAGAAUACAAACAGCAUUUUUGCAUCAACUUGCUUGCUGGAGCUAAAGCUUCCAAACCAUUUCAGAAAUUAUGCUGAGUUUGAGGCGGCAAUGCAUUCGGUGAUUGGUGGAAACACAUUCACAACAGGAUGA